GCUUAACAUUCAACAAUAUACCAUACAGCAAGUUCUUACUGGGAUUCAACAGCCACACAACAGCCACAUCCAGUGACUUUAAAUGCAGCGCGUGAAGCGCUCAGCAGUGGACGGUACUAGAUACCCACAAUGAUUUUGCUCUCUCUCUCCAAUGAACACGUUCGCAAUACCGUUAUCACCAACGAGCAAAGUCAAAUUAUUUACAAGACAGAGACUCCGUUUGGACUAGCUGGUGUCGGUAGUACCACGACCAUUCAUAAAAUCAAGCCAAAUGACGAUCAGUAUGAUAUGCAAGACCAGUUCGAUGUCUUGGGAGAGAUCGAGUGGCACAAAUUUUCUUCCUCAAAGUUUCGUUAUGGCGGAACUGAAGUAGAGACGAAGGAGUUCAUUCCGAAGAGAGGCCUAUGGGGUCAGGAGCGCGUCUUCAUAGGACCAGAUAGCCGUCCCUAUCGCUGGGACCUGAAGUCCAGAGUGGUAGUUCUCUCACGGGACGAUGCGUCUCGGACGGAAGUCGCUCGCUUUCAUAGAGCGACUUCCGGAAUUGUAGGAAGGAAACGUAAAGCCAAGCUGGAAGUAUCACCCGAAGUGGCCCAUAUGAUGGAUACCAUCAUCAUGACAUUCAUCUACGUCGAGACACUCAGAAAGGACCAAGAUGGGGAGUGA
Suillus subalutaceus is the source of this 663-nucleotide messenger RNA. RefSeq lists its product as uncharacterized. The record is from RefSeq and is a predicted model, not a curated record. The transcript is spliced from 3 exons. Bases 130 to 663 code for a protein of 177 amino acids. NCBI's taxonomy places the organism in Eukaryota, Fungi, Basidiomycota, Agaricomycetes, Boletales, Suillaceae.